AUGGCCGCCGAGAAGACGAGGAUUUCUUUAAAAUGUGACGAAAAAGAACUAUUAAAAGACGACAACGUUCAUUUUAUUCCUUGCAAAUUUGAUCCGGAUAACAAAGAGAACAUUGGUUCAGAUGCGAAGUCGGAUCGGAUCAAGAAUUUUUUCCACUCGUCUAUUUUCUGUGAAAAGAAUGACAACGGCAGUUACGAAGAUGUUCUGCAUGCCUCUAUCAGGGGUAGACCAUUAGUUGGAACUCGUAUGAAACUUCCUCAAGGAUAUGAAGGUAUAGUCCUAGAAAAAGAAGAACAUUCAGAAGAGGAGGAGCAUAAAAAUUAUAAGAUUAGGGAAAAAUUCAAAAGCCUAACAUAUUGGAAUCUGGAUUCAAAACCUAAUCUGGAUGACAAAUUCAGGCAGGCCUUAAAGUGGAUUGAGAUUUCAAAAGCUGUAAAUUUAUUUUCAGUUUUUUUUUUCCGAAUUUUUUUGUUAACUGUAAUUUUGAUAAAUAUAUUAUAUACUAUUGAGUAA
Messenger RNA from Helobdella robusta, 513 nucleotides. RefSeq lists its product as hypothetical. Bases 1 to 513 code for a protein of 170 amino acids. The transcript has 3 exons. Gene Ontology annotation, cellular component: ribonuclease H2 complex. The record is from RefSeq and is a predicted model, not a curated record. Lineage: Eukaryota; Metazoa; Annelida; Clitellata; Rhynchobdellida; Glossiphoniidae. Gene Ontology annotation, biological process: RNA catabolic process.